CCCACCAACCACCACCACCACUUCCCUUGGUCCCCGGUUACCUCAUCUUCUCCCCUCCCUCCGAAACCCUCUUUUUCUCACCCUAACCCCAACACCACCCUUUAUCCCUCCCGAUGGCCACCUUGUCCCUCCUCCCGUCUUCUUCCUCUUCCUCCCCCUCCUCCUCCCUCCUCCGCCGCCAUGCCCUCGCCCUCCGCCCCUCCUUCCUCCCCUCCCCCCACCGCCGCUCCGUGACCCCCAUCCGAGCCCUCUCCUCCCCUUCCCCGUCCCCGCCCGCCGCCCUCACCCAGGACGACCUCAAGAAGCUCGCCGCCGUGAAGGCCGUCGAGUACGUUACCAGCGGCAUGGUCCUCGGCCUCGGCACCGGCUCCACCGCCGCCUUCGUCGUUGCCGAGAUCGGGGACUUGCUCGCCUCCGGCAAACUCACUGGCAUCGUCGGCGUCCCCACCUCCAAGCGCACCUUCGAGCAGGCUAAGUCCCUUGGGAUCCCCCUCUCCACCCUCGACGAUCACCCCCGCCUUGACCUCGCCAUUGAUGGCGCUGAUGAGGUGGACCCGGAUCUUAAUCUCGUGAAAGGACGUGGAGGGGCUCUUCUUAGGGAGAAGAUGGUGGAAGCUGCAUCGGAUAAAUUCGUUGUGGUUGCGGAUGAGACAAAACUCGUCACUGGUUUGGGUGGGAGUGGACUGGCAAUGCCAGUGGAAGUUGUGCAGUUCUGCUGGAAGUAUAACCAGGCAAGGCUGCAAGAGUUAUUUAAAGAAGAAGGAUGUGAGGCAAAGCUAAGAUUGGAUGCUGAUGGAAAGCCUUAUGUUACCGACAAUUCAAACUACAUUGUGGAUUUGUACUUCAAAACACCGAUUAAGGAUGCACCAGCUGCAGGAAAGGAGAUCUCAACCUUGGAAGGGGUUGUAGAGCAUGGGUUGUUUUUGGACAUGGCAAGUGCAGUUAUUAUUGCAGGAAAAGAUGGUGUAAGCAUGAAGUCCAAAUGAAUUUAUCAAGAGAUAUGCGUAAGUACCCUUAAUCGACUUUUCUUCCUUUUGGAUGUACACUUCAUUAUAUGGCCAACUAAUGUAGGCCACAAUUGAGACAUGUAUUUAUUUUCAGCGUUAUCUUUUCAUGGGUUGAAUUUGGUUUCCUUCAAGUGAAUAAAGAAACAAUGGGAGGAUCGUGAUGUUCAAAAUGAACCCAUUGUUAGUUUUGGGUGUUGUCAUGAAAUUUUUUUCUAUUCUUAUAUUUCACUCU
Messenger RNA from Phoenix dactylifera (date palm), 1239 nucleotides. RefSeq names its product Ribose 5-phosphate isomerase, type A protein. The record is from RefSeq and is a predicted model, not a curated record. Gene Ontology annotation, biological process: pentose-phosphate shunt, non-oxidative branch. Lineage: Eukaryota; Viridiplantae; Streptophyta; Magnoliopsida; Arecales; Arecaceae. Gene Ontology annotation, molecular function: ribose-5-phosphate isomerase activity.